UCUCGCACUUUCCUCCAGUCUCCGUCACUCUGAGUCGCUCUCACUCUCUCUCUGUGUCUCUAGAAAGCACUGAAACAGAGACCUUUUGGAGUUGUUCAUCUCUCCUUUUUCUGGAAAAUCAAACUGCGAAAUCAUGAUCGGGUCAAGCCUUCAAGGUUUGUAAUGAAAGUUUCCAGUUUGGCUGUUGAAGGGAUAAAUAACCUUCUGAUUCAGUUUUUAUAAGAUAUAUUGGUUACAAGGUAUUUUCUUGAUGGGGGGAGCUUGUUCUAGGAAGAGAGACCACCAAGACGAUGUUUAUGAUUUUCAGAGAGGGUUUUCUAGGAGAUAUGCUAAAAGUGGGAGUUCAAAGUGGUUGGCAACCUCCUUCACCCGCCCUGUUUUGGAUAUUCAACCAGGCACAAGGAACGGUCCUUCUCUCAUGGACUUGUGUGUCCGAAAAAUAUGCAAGGACAUCAAUAAAUUUAACACAUUCUCCAUGCUCCCAAGAGAUAUUAGUCAACAGAUCAUUAAUGAGUUGGUCUACUCUGGAUGCCUCACUGAUGUUUCUUUUGAAGGUUUCCGUGAUUGUGCUUUGCAGGAUCUUUACUUGGGGGAAUGUCCUGAUGUAAAUGAUAGUUGGAUGGAUGUCAUCUCCUCACAAGGGUCAUCUUUACUCUCUCUGGAUCUCUCUGGUUCUGAUGUUACUGACGAUGGGUUAAUUUAUCUUCAAGAUUGCAAAAGUCUCCAAGCAUUAAAUUUUAAUGAUUGUGACCACAUAUCAGACCAUGGCCUGGAACACAUCAGUGGUCUGUCUAGCUUGACAAAUUUGAGUUUUAGAAGAAACAGUGCAAUUACUGCUCAUGGAAUAAGUGCGUUUGCUAGUUUGAUUAACUUGAUGAAGUUGGACUUGGAGAAAUGCCCUGGGAUCCAUGGUGGACUUGUUCAUCUACAAGGCUUAACAAAACUAGAGUCUCUUAAUAUCAAAUGGUGCAACUCUAUAGACGAUGCUGACAUGAAACCUCUCUCAGAUCUUACAAAUUUGAAAUGCUUACAAAUCUGCUGCAGUAAGGUUACUGAUUUUGGCAUUACUUACUUGAAAGGCCUGCACAAUCUUUCUCUUUUGAACUUGGAGGGAUGCCCAGUUACUGCUGCAUGCUUGGACUCGCUUGCAGCUCUUGAUGGCCUGCUAUAUCUAAAUCUGAGCAGAUGUGGUCUGACUGAUGAAGGAUGUGAGAAGUUCUCCCGAUUUGGGAACUUAAAAGUAUUAAACUUGGGCUUCAAUGACAUCACUGAUGCUUUUCUGGUGCACUUGAAAGGUUUGACAAAUUUGGAGAGCUUGAACCUGGAUUCAUGUAAGAUUGGUGAUGAAGGGCUGGUUAACUUGACAGGCCUUCAACAUUUGAAAAGUUUGGAGUUGUCAGAUACUGUUGUUGGAAGCGGUGGGCUUCACCAUCUGUCAGGUUUGAUUAAUCUUGAAAGCAUAAAUCUUUCCUUCACUGUUGUUACUGACAGUGGUUUGAGGAAGCUGUCUGGUCUCUCGUCUCUCAAAUCCCUUAAUUUGGACACUCGCCAAAUUACAGAUUCUGGACUGGCAGCUCUUACAAGUAAGCAUGGCUUGACUGGAUUGACACACCUGGAUCUAUUUGGAGCUCGAAUUACAGACUCUGGAACAACCUAUCUGCGAAGCUUUAAAGAUCUGAAGUCGCUAGAAAUAUGUGGUGGUGGACUGACGGAUGUUGGAAUAAAGAAUAUUAAAGAUCUUUCAUCCUUGACCCUAUUGAAUCUAUCACAGAACUGCAACCUGACCGAUAAAACCUUGGAGUUGAUUUCUGGGUUGACAGGAUUGAUCUCUUUAAACGUAUCAAAUUCUCGUAUCACAAAUUCUGGACUUAAGCAUUUGAAAAUGCUGAAGAAUUUGAAAUCUCUGACAUUGGAGUCCUGCAAGGUAACAGCAAACGAAAUAAGGAAGCUUCAGAUGACUGACCUUCCAAACCUGGUAAACUUCCGCCCUGGAGGUAAAUGAAAUUUGUAACAUUAAGCUUCUGGCAGCAUGGACAGACAACUAUGUAUAUAAAAACACUAUGGAAGGAAGACAUCUGGUAAUUGUGUAUAUGGUUGGACGUGGAUGUGGUUUUCCAAAUGUCUAUAGAACUACGGAUUCGGAAAUUUGCUCCGUUUUCAUGUGAAGCUUUCAUCUGACAUCGAACUGUCAUGGAAGAUAAUGUGGAUAAAGCUUUCUUCCAAUGUCUAUAUUGUUGAGUCUCAUCCUAUGUUUUUAGUGUAUCCAGAACUGUCACCUGUGGUACUGAAAAAUUCUUGAUGGCUUAGAUGCAACAGUACUGUAAUGCUGUUUGUGUUCGGUUUUUUAUUUUACUGUUCGUUUAGGAAAACAUUUGGUAAUGGAGAAAAUGCUAAUGGAGCACAUUGUGCAGUCAGGAAUUUGUGUGUGCAGGGACCAUGUUAAUUAAGAAUAUGUAUUGCUAAACUGUGGUUGCGAAGAGUGAAAUUUGGUUGUAUAGAAAGCGAUCAUUUGUUAAGACAGACUUGUUUAUUUAUAAAUAUUUUUAGUGUAAAUUACACAUAAUUACUUCAA
This is a messenger RNA of Pyrus x bretschneideri (Chinese white pear), 2572 nucleotides long. RefSeq names its product F-box/LRR-repeat protein 14. The record is from RefSeq and is a predicted model, not a curated record. The transcript is spliced from 16 exons. Gene Ontology annotation, biological process: SCF-dependent proteasomal ubiquitin-dependent protein catabolic process. The coding region runs from base 251 to 2002 and encodes 583 amino acids. Gene Ontology annotation, molecular function: protein binding. Gene Ontology annotation, cellular component: SCF ubiquitin ligase complex. NCBI's taxonomy places the organism in Eukaryota, Viridiplantae, Streptophyta, Magnoliopsida, Rosales, Rosaceae.